Platichthys flesus (European flounder) is the source of this 1148-nucleotide messenger RNA. RefSeq lists its product as uncharacterized. The record is from RefSeq and is a predicted model, not a curated record. The coding region runs from base 447 to 1058 and encodes 203 amino acids. Lineage: Eukaryota; Metazoa; Chordata; Actinopteri; Pleuronectiformes; Pleuronectidae. Gene Ontology annotation, cellular component: nuclear inner membrane. Gene Ontology annotation, biological process: homologous chromosome pairing at meiosis; meiotic attachment of telomere to nuclear envelope. Gene Ontology annotation, molecular function: DNA binding. The transcript has 7 exons.
CGCAAAAUCAUUGAUCCUUUUUCUCCCUUUUAUCUCCAUCCUUCUCCCACAACAGAGACGACUACAUGCUGUGACUUUGUCUUGAUAUUUUGUUUCAUCUGUACAGAAAAGAGGAUCUAAAGCCCCACAGCGUCUGUCUUCCUUUAGGCAGGGAAACUAGAGUCCUGAGUGAUCAUCCACAGCCUUCAACCUGUUUUUUUUCCUUGUGACUGAAGAUUAUUGUUUUAUCUAGCAUCUAAUGUUUCCGACACUUAAGGCUCAGCAGCAAACCAGCGUUCACAGUUUUUAAUGCCUUUUCUUUCAUACACUGCUGCAGGGUAAUACAUUCACCGAUGGAUACAUUCCCUUAUACUGUCAGAUUUGACAGCAUUUAAAAUAGAAGUUACCAGAACUAGAAAUGCUUCCACAAUGUUCAGUGAUUUGUUUAUUUCAGUGGAGAGGAGUUGAUGGAAGGAAACAGCUUCAAUCAGGAACUGGAGGACAUCAUCAGAACGGUUCUCGGCAACCUGGACAAUCUCCAGCCUUUCUCCAGUACCCACUUCAAUGUCUUCCCUUAUAAGAAGCGAUGGGAGGGAUUAUCUAAGGUGAUGUGCAAACACGAGGAGAAGAACCUGAGCGCCUACCCUUUCAUUCUCAUCCUCUACCUGGAGAAAAACACACCGAAUGGAACACAUGCAGAGAAGAGGCUGAGUCCAGAGAAAGAGAGAGAGCAUCGCUUCUCUGUUUCUAAGCCCCAGUCCAAGCGCACUAAGACAGACUCACCACUAGAGGAGGCCAUACUACUGGAUUUAGUCAAGGAGUUGGAGGCUGAGAGCAGGAUUUCCAUGGUGGGCAGGCUGCACGUGGACAAUCCACAUGAAGAGGGAGAGGUCAAAGAGGAUCCAGGACAUGUUGUCAAGCCGAAUCUUCCCUUUCUCCUUGUUCUUCAGAGACGACUAAGAGACAGGAAAGUCAAAGUAGUUCUCGUAAUGGAGUGUCAUCAGGGUUUGGGUGGUGGCACAAAACUAAUUGUUUGGUUUAGUUUUAGUUUGGUUAAACUUGUUUUGAUUUCUUCAUGAACUAUAAUCUAUAGAUUUGUUGGUUUGUCUUCAACCUCAACUGAUUCCUUUUUACAUUUGUAUUUGUCAGUACAGUUUUUUUAAAUGUCC